Messenger RNA from Humulus lupulus (European hop), 860 nucleotides. RefSeq names its product ornithine aminotransferase, mitochondrial-like. Lineage: Eukaryota; Viridiplantae; Streptophyta; Magnoliopsida; Rosales; Cannabaceae. Bases 1 to 594 code for a protein of 197 amino acids. Gene Ontology annotation, molecular function: L-ornithine transaminase activity; identical protein binding; pyridoxal phosphate binding. The record is from RefSeq and is a predicted model, not a curated record. The transcript has 4 exons. Gene Ontology annotation, cellular component: cytoplasm.
AUGGGUUCAAGGCCAAUUUCUUCCCUGCGAGCAGAAGCCUCCAAGACGAACAAAUCCCAACCAAGUAUCGGGCUUUUAAGUGAUAGGAGGAGAAGAAAUGAGCUCGCCAGUGUCCAUGGGUUUUCGAGGCGGUUUGACCUUGAUUCGCCAUCCACGAUGAACAGACCCUUGUUGCCUGGUCAUCUCAAAGUUGAUUUUGGUGAUUUGGUAGCACUUGAAAAAGCUUUUAAAGAAAAUGGAGAUCGGAUAGCUGGAUUUUUGUUCAAACCCAUCCAAGGAGAAGCUAGGGUUGUUAUUCCCCACGAUGGUUAUUUAAAAUCUGUAAGAGAGCUUUGCUCAAAAUACAAUAUUUUAAUGAUUGCUGAUCAAAUCCAAUCUGGCUUAGCUAGAUCGGGAAAAUUGCUAGCUUGUGAUUGGGAAGAAGUUCGCCCUGAUGUAAUGAUAUUAGGAAAAGCCUUGGGUGAUGGAGUGAUCCCUGUAAGUGUAGUUCUUGCAGACAAAGAUGUGAUGCUCUGUAUCCGACCUGGAGAGCAUGGAAGGUUUGCAGUUAUAACUGUUCUCGACCUCUAUCUUAUUUCAGAGAAAGCAAUUUAAGUAGUGGCUUUAUUAUUCAGGAACUUGUUGAUAUUGAUUCUAAUCAUUACUAGCUAAUGCACAUUUAUGGCUCCUAAAACCAAAAAUAAAUAUCAGUUGUGACUUUGCCUCAAUGUAUUUUAUAAGAUGUUAAUAGAGAGAGAACCAUAUCACCACCAAAAAAUGUUUAUGAAAAAGUGGAAGUAGUAUGAACAAGGUCUAUAGACUCUAUACAUAUUGUUCGCACAACAUACCAGGAAAUUCUAUUUAGCAUCACAGGUUGUUAC